This is a messenger RNA of Callorhinus ursinus (northern fur seal), 4705 nucleotides long. RefSeq names its product transforming growth factor beta receptor 2 (gene TGFBR2). NCBI's taxonomy places the organism in Eukaryota, Metazoa, Chordata, Mammalia, Carnivora, Otariidae. The record is from RefSeq and is a predicted model, not a curated record. Gene Ontology annotation, cellular component: plasma membrane; signaling receptor complex. Gene Ontology annotation, molecular function: metal ion binding; transforming growth factor beta receptor activity, type II; ATP binding. Gene Ontology annotation, biological process: cell surface receptor protein serine/threonine kinase signaling pathway; heart development; protein phosphorylation.
CCGACCGAAGACACCCCCGCGCGCGCGCUCGCCAGGGGCAGGAGCCGGCCUCCUGCGCAGCUCCCCUCGGCCGCCGGGGGCCUCCCCGCGCCCCGCCGGCCUCUAGGCCCCCUCCCGGCUGGCGAGCGGCGCCACAUCUGGCCCGCGCAUCUGCCCGGCCGGCCGGCGCGGGGUCCCGAGAGGGCGCGGCGCGGAGGCGCAGCCGGGGCUCCGGGAGGCGCCGUCCGCUGCGCUCGGGGCUCGGUCUAUGACGAGCGGCGGGGGCUGCCAUGGGUCGGGGGCUGCUCAGGGGCCUGUGGCCGCUGCACAUCGUCCUGUGGACGCGCAUCGCCAGCACGAUCCCGCCGCAAGUUCAGAAGUCGGUUAAUAAUGACAUGAUGGUCACUGACAACAAUGGUGUCAUCAAAUUUCCGCAAUUGUGUAAAUUUUGCGAUGUGAGAUCUUCCACCUGUGACAACCAGAAAUCCUGCAUGAGCAACUGCAGCAUUACAUCCAUCUGUGAGAAACCACAUGAAGUCUGUCUGGCUGUCUGGAGAAAGAAUGAUGAGAACAUAACACUAGAGACGCUUUGCCAUGACCCCAAGGACACCUACCAUGGAAUCGUUCUCGAAGAUGCUGCUUCUCCAAAGUGUAUUAUGAAGGAAAAAAAGGUGUUGGGCGAGACUUUCUUUAUGUGUUCCUGUAGCUCCGACGAGUGCAAUGACUAUAUCAUCUUCUCCGAAGAAUAUGCCACCAACAACCCUGACCUGUUGUUAGUCAUAUUCCAAGUGACAGGCGUCAGCCUCCUGCCACCCCUGGGAAUCGCCAUAGCUGUCAUCAUCACCUUCUACUGCUACCGCGUUCACCGGCAGCAGAAGCUGAGCCCGUCCUGGGAGACCAGCAAGCCGCGGAAGCUCAUGGAGUUCAGCGAGCACCUGGCAAUCAUUCUGGAAGAUGACCGCUCCGACAUCAGCUCUACCUGUGCCAACAACAUCAACCACAACACAGAGCUGCUGCCCAUUGAGCUGGACACCCUGGUGGGGAAAGGUCGCUUCGCCGAGGUCUACAAGGCCAAGCUGAAGCAGAACACUUCAGAGCAGUUCGAGACUGUGGCAGUCAAGAUCUUCCCUUACGAGGAGUACGCCUCCUGGAAGACGGAGAAGGACAUCUUCUCAGACAUCAACCUGAAGCAUGAGAACAUCCUGCAAUUCCUGACGGCCGAGGAGCGGAAGACGGAGCUGGGGAAGCAGUAUUGGCUGAUCACUGCCUUCCAUGCCAAGGGCAACCUACAGGAAUACCUCACACGGCACGUCAUCAGCUGGGAGGACCUGCGCAAGCUGGGCAGCUCCCUCGCCCGGGGCAUUGCUCACCUGCACAGCGACCACACCCUGUGCGGGAGGCCCAAGAUGCCCAUCGUGCACAGGGACCUCAAGAGUUCCAAUAUCCUCGUGAAGAACGACCUGACCUGCUGCCUGUGUGACUUUGGGCUUUCCCUGCGCCUCGACCCAACUCUGUCUGUGGAUGACCUGGCUAACAGUGGGCAGGUGGGAACCGCAAGAUACAUGGCUCCAGAAGUCCUAGAGUCCAGGAUGAAUUUGGAGAAUGUUGAAUCCUUCAAGCAGACGGAUGUCUACUCCAUGGCUCUGGUACUCUGGGAGAUGACAUCUCGCUGUAAUGCAGUGGGAGAAGUGAAAGAUUACGAGCCUCCAUUUGGCUCCAAGGUGCGGGAGCAUCCCUGUGUUGAGAGCAUGAAAGACAACGUGCUGAGAGACCGAGGGCGACCAGAAAUCCCCAGCUCCUGGCUCAACCACCAGGGCAUCCAGACGGUGUGCGAGACUCUGACCGAGUGCUGGGACCACGACCCCGAGGCCCGGCUCACGGCCCAGUGCGUGGCGGAGCGCUUCAGCGAACUGGAGCACCUGGACAGGCUCUCAGGGAGGAGCUGCUCCGAGGAGAAGAUCCCGGAAGAUGGCUCACCGAACACUACCAAAUAGCUCUUCUGGGGCAGGCUGGCCUACGUGUGAAGGGGCUGCCCCUGUCACCAAAGAACAGAGGCAGCAGGAGGCUGCCCCUGAACCUGAAGCAAUGCUUCCUGGAAGCCCAGGGGGUUACUGCCCUCCCUGUAAGCCAGUGGGCAUGAGCAGAACCACCAGCAGCCGGGAGUGGGUGACAUGAAGCAUUCUAGGCCUUUGACAUUGUCAUAGGAUAAGCUGUGUUAGCACUUCCUCAGGAAAUGAUAUUGAUUUUUACAAUAGCCAAUAACAUUUGCACUUUAUUAAUGCCUGUAUAUAAAUAUGGAAUAGCUCUGUUUUAUAUAUAUCUAUAUAUGUCUAUAUCUAUAUAUAUAUACAGCCAUACUCUGGAAAGAGACAAGGAAAAUAAAAUCAAAUAUCCCAAGAAAUUGGUUUGUUUGGAGAGCUCCGGAACCAGGCACAGAAGGAAGGGGAUCCGAGACAGCAUUAGCACUUGACAAUCAACACGUGCGCUGGUUUUCUGCCUACACGAGGUGAGGGCUCUGCAUUAGGAGGGGGCUCCGAGUCUCAAGAGCCUGCUGUGGCCACGUUGCACUCGCUUUUGCAAAAUAGUAAUUCCCUGCACGGUGGGUGGGGGGGGGACUUUUCUGGCUAUGGAGCCAAUUAUAGUCACACUGUUUGGGGACCAGAUGCUGGGGUUCCUGCGUGCCACUGUGUCUCCUGGACUUUUCACUUGAGCUUCAAGCCCACAUCUGGUUUGUGAGCCACCUUCCUCAACCAGCUCAGAAACCCUGUCCCGUCUCUAAGAGCUUAAAAGUUUUGAGCCCCAUUUUUUUUUUUUUUACCUUCGCAGCCUUCACGGGCAUAAAAAUCAGGACAAAUUUCCCCAUUUAUGAAAUGGCCACAUAUUCUACUAAGGAGAGACCAUUCUUUCUUUCCUUUAAUCCCCAUCCCCUGCCUCCUGCCCCCAUACCCAUGUUACUAUUCUCCCAUGCUACUUUCCCUAAAGGGAACAAAUCUCCCUUCCAGGGUUCAUUGUGUUGAGUUUCUCAUCAGGCUUGGUUUGAAUCUCUAGCUUUCUAUGCAAACACCGGUGGAUUCCAUCUGUCUGGGCUCCUGAACGCUCAGGUACAUUUUGGCCUAGUCAGAAGGAUUCUGCCAUGGUCAGAACUGUUUCCUCAGGCACUCUGAACAUGUGUUUUGCUUGGCCAGAACGGCGUUUGACAAAAUUGAGCCACUUUUUAAAUAUUUGGAGAUUUUGAAGAAAAAAAAAAAAUCUGGAUCCCGCAAGUGAGGAUAGACAGCGGAUGGUUUUCACAUUUCCCCAGUCCACAUUACUCACAAAACGAAGGUGUGGACCCACUUAUAAAGCUGCUUUACUUCUCGACGUAAACAUUUGCAUUUUCCACUGCCCGCCCCACCCCAGUCUGGGAAUUAAACCCGCCCCUAAGCAAGGCCUUUUGUAAGAAAUGUUCUUUCCAUCAGUCAUUCUCUGGCUAUAUGAGUUCAAGUCCCUCCCUUUUCCUAGUCUGGCGUUAAGAUUUGAAGUUGGUCUUUUUUUUUUUUUUUGGACUGAAGGGGACCCCCUCUAAGUGGUCCCAGGUAAACCAAAUCUAUUUUUGUCUAUAUAUUAAGAGCUUUCCCCCCACCCCUGCAUUAGGGAGGGCGGCUCUUACCUAGAAGCUUCUGCCACGGUUAUCUUUCUCUCCACCAUACCAGCUUUCCCGCCCUUUGCAGAAUUUGCCAGCGAGGACUUGAAUGUGGGACCCAAGAAUCCCAUUUACAGUUAGAAAGACUGUGUCCACAUGGGCAAGAACAAAGAAUGAGCUUUAAUACUCCAUAGUAACUCGUUAAUCCACAAAUACGUGUUAAUGCUGCAAAAAAAAAAAAAAAUCUCUUUUUCUAAAAUGUUUUUGAAGCUACCUAUUUUCAGCCAACUAGGAAUAUAAGAGAGGACUGGCAGUGAGUAGAUCAGAGUUCCAUUUGGAUUUUGGAAGAUCUCAUCUCAUUGAAGUUUUAGCAGAUACGCUGAGAUUUGGGAUUAGGUGAAUCUCGUAGGCACCUUGCUCAGUGGGUGUGGGCUGAGAGAGUUCAGGACAGCUUGCCCCCAAUACCAUGGAAGGGCCCAGAAAUUCCAUGCACCUUAGGGCUUGUCAAUGCUGUCCCAAUAGCUGUUGCUCAUCGACCUCUAGUGGUGAAUUUCUAGAAUACUGGUCCAUUAAUGGGAUUUUCCAAGAUUCAGAAGAGCUUUAUCACUUCUGGGGGGUCAUCAGCCUAAACUGGAAUGUAGUGUCAGAUGAUACUGUGGCUUGUUUUAUUUCUUAUUUCUUUGUCAAGAAAAAGACCAAGGAAUAACAUUCUGUAGUUCCUAAAAAUACUGAUUUUUUUUUUUUUACUACUAUACAUAAAGGGAAAGUUUUAUUCUUUUAUGGAACACUUCAGCAGUACUCAUGUAUUAAAAUAGGAAUGUGAAUGCUAUAUACUCUUCUUAUAUCAAAUGUCUCAAGCACUUAUUUUCAUUCUAUGCAUUGUUUGUCUUUUAUAUAAAUAAAAUGUUUAUUAGAUGGAAUAAAGCAAAAAUACUCAGGUCAGCUUCCUGCCUCCUGAUCCCAUUCAUCGUAAUUAAGCCAUUUAACCUCAAAACUUGGUUAUUCUACAGUCUAUGCAGGAAAAGUCACAAGACAGAUUCUCUCCAAAUUUCCCAUAUUGUCUCCUUCAACUGACAGUCUCGAGUCCUUUAAAAAAAAAAAAAA